Messenger RNA from Anarrhichthys ocellatus (wolf-eel), 3790 nucleotides. It is a transcript of the gene xkr5a, whose product is annotated as XK related 5a. The coding region runs from base 674 to 2623 and encodes 649 amino acids. NCBI's taxonomy places the organism in Eukaryota, Metazoa, Chordata, Actinopteri, Perciformes, Anarhichadidae. Gene Ontology annotation, cellular component: membrane. The record is from RefSeq and is a predicted model, not a curated record. The transcript has 6 exons.
AUGUUCCGUUGGCUUUAAUGAAUGAAAAAACGUGUCGCUCAGCCAUUGAGCAGCCGUAGUUCAGGUUGGAAACGCUGGCAAUUGACAAAGCUAGCUUAUUUUUUAAAUGCACAGCUAUGUAACAUUGGCAUUGCCUAAUGUUAGCCAAGCUAGGUCCCCGGGACCUCCAGGGGUCAUUCAGCAGGGUCACAGAGCCGACAAAGAAAUGAAAAAACAUCCGCAGUAAAGGCUUGUCCUUGAUACAUAGCAAUAAUGCUCACCUCCAAAAACAUAUUAUUAAAAUAGCUUAUUAAUACUUAUGUUAUUACUAUUAAUACUAAAGUUCAAUUCAUGCACUGCUGGAGUCUGUACUGAAAACACUGUGCAGAGACUGUCAGGUGUGAUGAUUCCCUGACUCAGCAGAUCAAUGGAGCAAGGGCAGGACAGAGAGAGAUGAGGUGACUGGAUGUGUAGGCUACUAAGUGUGACUUUGCCUCCAGCAGGUGUACCAUUCCCACAAGAUUAAAAAAAGAACACAAGAUGCUGCUGCUUUGACUGGAGUCAGUGUGACACUGAAUAAUCAGACGUUAAAUAUAUCAAUGUGUUAUUUUCACAGCAGGACUCUGAUGUCUUUGCCACAAAUCCUCACACGAUAGACACACGCUGGGUCUCAUGUGUUUCAUUUAAAAACUGCAUGACCUUACGAUAUGAUAGGCUGCACCUAAUCAUAUGGAUUUGUAACAUACAGAUGUCACUUGAGAUAGAAACACAUUUACUAUUAAUACCAACUUGCAUUUGUGUAUCUGUAUCUGUUUUCUGUGUACGUGUGUUAGUGAUCUACUGUAUUGGGUUUUACCUUUGGAACGAGGAGACGCAGUGGGCGGGCCUCACUCUCGGCCUUUUCCUACCGGGAACAGCUGUUCAGCUGCUCAGUAUGAAAUGGUACUAUGACGACGGGUAUGACAGGCGGUGUUACCUCUCCGUCAUACACAUACUGCACUUGGGCAUCUUCAAACGAUUAUGGGACUGCAUGAGGUCUGUGCUGCGCAUGCAGGGUUCAGUAGCCGAGCUCGGAGCUGCUGUCAUGCAGCAGGCAGAUGUUGCUGCUCUUUGGUUGCUGGAGGCCCUCAUCCUCACGCUGCCUCAGAGCCUGCUGCAGGCAUACGUUGUGGUGUCCACCGAUGUGGGCAUCAUGUCCCCAGUGGCCUAUUGCUGUGGUCUGUGUGUGCUGUCUAUUUCCUGGGCCCUGGUGCUGUACAGCAGAGCCUGCUGUCUGAUACGACCGGGCCACCUGGCCAUGCCUCCAGCGGCCCUGCUGUGCCAGUUGGUGUGGAGGGCGGGCAUGCUGGGUGCAAGGGUGACUUGCCUCAUGUUCUUCGCCAGGGUCUUUAACUGGUGGGUCUGUGGAGUCGCAGGUUUCCACUGGCUCACGGCCUCCUUCUGGCUGGUAUCACAGCAACCCGACAUCUGCACCGGCCCAUGGUGUUGGCGUGCCUUUAAUGGCGUUAUGGGGCUGGUCCACAUCUUCCUCUUCCUCAACGUCAAAGAUGGGCCCUCGCGCUUUCGCAUGGCCAGUUUUUAUGCAUUCAUGCUGGUGGAGAACACCACUCUGCUGCUGGCCGCCUCCGACUUCCUCAGCGAAGCAUCUUGGGACAGCGUGAUCCUUCCCGCCACUGUGCUGUGCAGCUUUCUCCUCGGCGCUACCUCUCUUGUCCUAUACUACAGGUUCCUCCACCCCAAGUCAACAGAGAUCUCCCAGGGUACGAACCGCAACCACAUGGGCAGCAGGUGUAUAGAACGAGGGGAGUCCUCUUUCUCUCUCAGGGACAAAAGCCUGCCGGCUGCCUCCAUUCAAAACCACGGCAGCUUCUCCCUCUCAGGUGUGGCUGGUUCUCUGCUGGAGCACCCGGGAACCUGUGGGGGCCGGGCCAACAGCUCCUGUCCCUGCUACCACCACCACUGGCUCCUAAUCCGGCUGGCUCUGAAAACAGGAGACCUGGGGAAGAUCAAUAGAGCGUAUGGGGCCGGCGGAGCGGCAGCCAUACUGGAUAUGGAGGAGUACAUCCAAGAGUUUAAGAGCAACGAGGGCAUGACUAUCACAGCAGGAGGCAGCUGCGAGGGGGUCUCCACUUCUGACUCUCAGGGGAAAGGCCUGGCACCUCUCUCCGACUGCAAAGACGAGUUCCAGAGCGUGAGCGAGCCCACAUCGACCGAAAACCCCGAAGAAGAGGACGACAGUCUGGAGAUGGAGAGCCCGAUGGAGUCGCCCACAUCGGAUUUCAAACGGAGCUCACCAGAGGGCAAGUCAGUGUUUGGAGACAGCCCAGAGCCGUACUUCUGUCCUACAGAGUCAAGUUCAACCUUGUAUUUCAGCGCUGAUCCUCAGUCCCCCAGCAGUGCCAGUAACCCCCGUUUGGACCGGGACAUAGGGGGUCUGGAACGAGGGGUGCGCCUCAACUCAAUCCCCAGCGAUCCGGCCCUUCACAGAGACAUUCGCGGGCUCAUGGGCCGGGUGGGGCCACACUGCACUUCCACUCCUAAGUUGGACUCCGGAGUGCUGAACUCCCCGUCUACAGUCCCUCACCUCACGGGUCCCAGGAGGCAGCUUAUAAUGUCACGGAGAGACGAGGACGAUAACUUCUAGGUUUCUAAAGACAGAAUCAGGGAAAGAGUACACCAGCUUUUUUUUGGACGGCUGCUUUUUCAUCUGCUGGCAGAAAGUUCACCUCUCUGUGUCAAUAUAUUUAGUGCACUGUGGGGCACAGUGCUUUGGUUUAAUGCUAAACUGGCCUUUAUUCUUCUCAAAUCAUGAACUAUUUUUUAAAAGCAUUGCCUUUCCCGAUCGCCGGACACCCAGAGUUGAAAGCUUCAGCAAUGCUUUCAUCAGACAUCACGAAGGUAAUUAAAGGAGCUGAUUGGUCAAACAGGUGGUAUGCGGAGCUCAGUCACGCCUUCUACCUGACUCAGCGUUUUCUAUUCUUUUGGUAGCAAUUAACUUAAGCCUCAAGAAUUAUACGGUGCAACGAAGUGAACACUGUUUCUGACAGCUUGUAACCAUGUACUGAGGAAGUAGCCAUGAGUUGUAUCAAUAAAACGUCAUUAGAAGCGUGCAGCUGUUUUAAGGUCUUAUAUUACAUACCGAAACUGCUGUUACUCAUGUUAAUAAUUGCCAGCAGUUAUGCGAAUAGAGAAACUAUUGACCUCUGAAUCGUCACCAUCUCAGCGUAAAGCCGGAGCUUCGUCGGCUUCUUAAAAGCACAAUUAUCUUCUGUACCAUUAUGUCCAUUGCUGUGAUUUAUUGUUAUCGCCAUGUAAAGAAACAAAUCCCCGGUCCCCUCAGAGAAUAAGAAACUGUAUUUUUCGUAUAAUCAAUCAUGUCAACUGGCAUUGCUUUGAGCAGGGCUAGUGUGUCAACCUGGUGAAAACUGUGUUUGAUGUUUUAUCUUUAUUUACAUGUUGACCAUGUAAUCGCUAAAAUGUCUUUUGAAUUUACAUUAUGUCGGGGAAAAAAACAUCUCAGGCACUGACUUCAAAAGCUUUCAAAUGUGUAAUGUGUAACAACAUGAAAAUAUGCUAAUGAGGUACUUGUAGUGACUUUUUGUAUGUGCUCUUGAUGCUAUUUCUAGGGCACACGUGUAUGUUUUGUUCAUCACUGCUCUGUCAAAGGGAUGAAAUCUACAAACAAAGCAGUGAGAUGAUGCUGGCUUUUCUCUUGCAGGUGACUUUCUUUAUGAAAUUUUGAAAUGUGAAGUGAAAGGCCACUGGUGGCUUUAAAUAAGCAAUAAAUAACCAUCAUAUUGGGGUGACUGGA